Messenger RNA from Lactuca virosa, 381 nucleotides. NCBI's taxonomy places the organism in Eukaryota, Viridiplantae, Streptophyta, Magnoliopsida, Asterales, Asteraceae. The record is from the annotation of a GenBank genome assembly.
AUGGGGGAUUUGAAUUCAGUUCUAGUAAACGAUGAAUCAAAUGAUAUUGUUUCAACUAAUGCCAACACUAGCCAUGGUUGCCCAAUGGGGCUCGGAUUCGGGGUUAGAAACAUAGUGAAGGCAUUGAGAAACGGCAAUGAAGGAAACUGUUGGAGGAUUCUGAUCGUGGACAUGGUGGAUAUUACACCGGCGCCACCGGUGAAAUAUGAAAAAUCUCCAGUCGGAAAGAAGAAGAAAAAGAAGAAAGCGGAGGAAUUGAUGAAGUCGGAAAACGGGGAUUUCGGUUCCAGAAAGCAGAUGUUGCUACUGAAAUUGAAUUACGAUGUCGUUUUGAAUGCUUGGUCGGAUAGAGGGUCGUCGUUGACGGAGGAAAUUUCGUAG